AUGCGACUAUCCGUCUACUGGUUUGGGUGCGUGGCACUUUUAUGUCUCCUCAUGGGUGGAGAAGUGUGGUGCGAUUGUACUGAAGACAACAUGCAAAUAGAGGGAGGUACAUACACCUUGACCAAGGGGUUAAAUGCAAGCAGUUUGCUGAUCUAUCACUGUCCUGAGGGUUACUAUCCAUAUCCCUCCAAAAAGCGAGUUUGUCAACUCAAUGGCAAAUGGAAGGAAGAACCCAGCAUCUUUAGGCCUCAAACAUGCAGGAUGGUGGAGUGCCCGAGCCCAUUUGUGCUCAUGCACGGCAUUGUCAAUCCUCCUCAGGAGAAAUAUUAUGUAGACAACGAGACCACGUAUGAGUGCUACUCUGGCUACACCUUGCGAGGCUCGGAUAGGCGGGUCUGCUUACCUAACGGCAAGUGGAGUGGUUCCACUCCCAUCUGCAGCCGUGACUCAGGAAGUGAUUGUGCUGAUCCUGGGAUCCCAGCCGGGGCCUCAAGAACCGGGAAUUUGUUCAGACUAGACGACAAAGUGAAAUACAGCUGCAAUGGCAAUCUGUUUCUGGUUGGCUCCCAUGAGCGAGUGUGCCUGGAGAAUGGCCAGUGGACGGGCACCGAACCAGCUUGCUACUACGAUUACACGUAUGAUACUCCACUGGAAGUUUCAGAGGCUUUCGGCAGUGCAAUUAAAGGAAGCCUUACCACUUUGGACCCUACAGAUGACACACAGGAGGGCAGAAAAAUCCGGAUUUCCAAAACAGGAAAACUCAACAUCUACAUUGGUGUGGACAUUUCAGAGAGCAUUGAAGAAAAAUAUUUAAAUGACGCCAGAGAUACUGUAACCAAACUUAUCACCAAGAUUUCAUCUUUUCCCAUCUCGCCAAACUAUGAGAUCGUGUUCUUCUCCUCGGAUAUUUACGAAGUUGUCAACAUUCUCGAUUUUUUGGAUGGCAAGGCUCAGUUGAAUCUGGUGAAGACGCAGUUGGAGAACUUUAAAGUAGGAAGUAGAAACACCGCCGGAACGGAUCUGAACUUGGCCUUUGCGACCUUUUUGGAAAGAAUGGCUCUUAUAAAACAGCGAACUGGGGAAGAUGGCUUUAAGGAGCACCGUCAUGUGAUCAUUCUUUUUACAGACGGUGCGUACAACAUGGGUGGAUCACCUGAUGCCACAGUGGAAAAAAUAAAGAACAUGGUGUACAUGGACCCUAAUUAUAGGCAGAAAGAGCCAUUGAGAGCAGAUUAUCUGGAUAUUUACAUUUUUGCUAUUGGGGCGGAGGUCUUCGACGACGACUUGAAGCAUCUGGUCGUUGGGCUGGGCGGCCAGCAUUACUUCAGGAUGAAGGACAUCAAAAAAUUGCAAAAGACUUUUGAUGAAAUUAUUGAUGAAGAGGAAGUCAAAGGCUUAUGUGGUCUUCAUAAGGAUUAUGACACCAACAAAGAAAGGGAGAACUAUCCAUGGGCAGCGCAAAUUGUUGUCCAGAACGAAGGUCGGGUCAUGAGAUGUAUGGGCUCUCUGGUCACGCCCAUGUUUAUCUUGACCGCCGCCCACUGCUUCACAUUUGAUGAUCUGCCCAAACACGUCACGGUGGAUAUCGACGACGGACAGGGCAGAACAAAAAGAGUAAAGAAUUUCUUCUUACACCCAAAGUUCAAUGUCAGUGCUAAAGUCAACGAGGGCGUGAAAGAGUUUUAUGACUACGAUGUCGCUCUCAUCCAACUUAAAGAAUUUGUGAAAAUUUCCACUCUGGUCAGACCCAUUUGCAUACCCUGCACACAGGAGACAAGCGACGGUCUAAAACUUGUUGGUGAAUCUACGUGUGCACAACAAGAACAACUUCUGCUAAAAAACAUGGAGAAACUUACUUUCCUGACACGUAGAGGCAAAUGGGUGGACGAAAAACACGUCCACGCUAAACUUGGAGAUAACAGGGAUGAAUGCAUUAGACAUGCAUUGGAUGCCGCGGGAAUCACAACGCAGAACCCUGAGGUUCCUGUGACUGAAAACUUCUUAUGCACCGGAGGUCGAACUCCCUUCAGAGAUCAUAUAGCGUGUACAGGUGACUCUGGAGGCGCUGUGUUCAAGAACUACGAGCAUCGUACAGUGCAGAUCGGAGUGGUCAGCUGGGGAAGCCAAAAUUUGUGCAAGGGCGGCGGUGUGGUCGAGUCGCAGGAGAACUCCCGGGAUUUCCACAUCAAUGUUUUCAGGGUUGUACCUUUCCUCAAAUCUAUCCUUGGAAAUGAUAACCAGGAUGAUUUUGCACCAUUGGAGUUCUUGAAAAGUUAA
Nerophis lumbriciformis (worm pipefish) is the source of this 2277-nucleotide messenger RNA. The record is from RefSeq and is a predicted model, not a curated record. NCBI's taxonomy places the organism in Eukaryota, Metazoa, Chordata, Actinopteri, Syngnathiformes, Syngnathidae.